Molecule: messenger RNA, 4455 nt
Organism: Pelobates fuscus (common spadefoot toad)
Lineage: Eukaryota; Metazoa; Chordata; Amphibia; Anura; Pelobatidae
Gene: NFATC4
Product: nuclear factor of activated T cells 4
Exons: 11
Coding region: 303-3566 (1087 amino acids)
Biological process (GO): regulation of transcription by RNA polymerase II; calcineurin-NFAT signaling cascade; cytokine production
Cellular component (GO): transcription regulator complex
Molecular function (GO): transcription factor binding; RNA polymerase II cis-regulatory region sequence-specific DNA binding; DNA-binding transcription factor activity, RNA polymerase II-specific
Source: RefSeq, a predicted model, not a curated record
GGAACAAAAAAAAAAAAAAAAAAAAAACUAUAAUAAGUUUCCUAUUAAAAAAAAAAAAAAGUCAGGGAAAAAAAUCUGGGAGUGAAGGAAUGCUAAGGACAGAGUAGUAUAGGGUGAAUAGCAGCACUAGGGAAGCCGGGGAUACUGCAGUGUAUAGGAGGAUUACCCUAUGUCUGGAUCUAUGUACAUACAGUUAUAUAUAUAUUUAUGUAUCUGUGCAUAGGCAGCAGCAGUCCAGCACGUCUGUUCUACUCCUCUGUCCUUCCUGUCUAUUCUCCAGUACAAACCCUCUCCCUCCACAAAUGGGUGCUGCAAUAUGUCAGGAUGGAGACUUGGAUUUCCGACUGAUUUUUGGUGAAGAAGAUUCUGAUUCAAUUACCCCCAGGAGUACCCUGCAUUCAACCGAUGUGGAAUCAGAAGAAACCUCCCUGAGCCACGAUGUUAUCUCUGACACUACAAUGUCUCUCAAUGCCCCCAAUAACUGUGUCAUCGGAGGUACAGGUGGUGGAAUGGGAUGUUUAACAAGGGCUGGCAUGCACUCUCCACCACCUAGACGAGCUUCUGAACAUGACAUAAACGGGACUUUUCUCAGUCAACCAUCCCGGUUUAUUCCUCUUGGUGGAUCACGCUUCUUAGAAUGUCCCAGUAUACGAAUCACAAGUGACUCCCCUGGAAAUAGUGAUGGUGAACCAGAAGAACAAGGAAGGAAUGACCUGUGGGAUGACAGGCCACAUCGUGAUCAGCUUUUUCUCCCACCAGACCCUUUUGGCUAUCGAGACUCUUUCUUAAGCCCUAGUCCAGCAAGCAGCCAUUCCUCUUGGAGUUUUCUGUCCUCCGAAGCAAGCUCAUGUGAUUCACUGGGGCAGAUGUGUGAAGAGGUGGAAAGAGAGCUUAAUGAGGCUACUUCUCGAUUUACUUUAGCUUCUCCUCUUGGCUCCCCGAGAGCGUCCCCAAAACCUUGGGGAUGCCACAGUGAUGAUUUUUGGCCUGCAAACUCUAUUUCAGGUCUUUCAUCCUCACCCCGUGAAGAGUUACUUUCACCAUACCCACAGGGGCAAGUAUCUCGACCUACCUCUCCCUGUGGAAAGAGGCGCUACUCAAAUUCAAAUGAGGAUAGUAACCAUCAAAUUAGUUCUCCUUCCCCAGCAACAUCUCGCAGAGGAAGCUUAGGAGAAGACAGCCUAACAUCAGAAAGAGAAGCUUCUCCCAAACCGUGUGAACAAAACCAACAACCAACACAAACCACAUCUGAGAGAGGAGACAAUAUUCCACAAAAGGCCCGCAGAACUUCUGCAGAACAAACUGUGGCACCUGUUAGGAAUGAGGAGCCCUCAAGUCCUGGGAAAGCAUUUCCUUCAUCAUCUUCUAGUGAAGAUACCUCUGGAAUAUUUACUCAAACGAGAAAGGAAAAUGUUGGAAUGGAUUAUCUCUCUGUGCCUUCGGCUCUAGCCUGGUCCAAAGCAAGGGUUGGCGGGCAAAGCCCAAUAUUCAGAUCCUCCUCACUGCCACCACUGGACUGGCCUCUGCCAUCUCAGUUUGAGGGCUUGGAGUUAAGAGUAGAGGUUCAGCCUCGAACACAUCACAGAGCUCAUUAUGAAACCGAAGGUAGUCGUGGGGCAGUGAAGGCUUCACCAGGCGGUCAUCCUGUUGUAAAGUUGCUAGGUUACAAUGAGAAGCCACUCACCCUGCAGAUGUUUAUUGGUACAGCAGAUGAACGUAACCUUCGACCACAUGCGUUUUACCAGGUUCAUAGGAUUACAGGAAAAAUGGUGGCCACACCGAGUUAUGAAGCCCUUGUAGGAAGCACGAAAGUGCUAGAGAUGUCUUUGCUGCCUGAGAACAAUAUGUGUGCCAAUAUAGACUGUGCGGGUAUCUUGAAGCUACGGAAUUCUGACAUUGAGCUCCGGAAGGGUGAGACAGAUAUUGGCCGGAAGAACACCCGUGUUCGACUUGUGUUCCGGGUACAUGUCCCACAGGGAGCUGGAAAAGGCAUUUCUUUGCAAGUGGCAUCAAUACCUAUAGAGUGCUCCCAGCGUUCAGCUCAGGAGCUCCCUCAGGUGGAGAAUUACAGUCUCAGUGCAUGCUCUGUCAAUGGAAGACAAGAGCUCCUGCUAUGUGGUGCCAACUUUCUUCCGGACUCUAAGGUGAUCUUCCUUGAAAAGGGUCCAGACGGUAAACUGCAGUGGGAAGAAGAAGCAAAAGUCAACAGACUGAAAAGCAAUGAGUCGAUGUUGUCUGUUCAAGUUCCUGAAUACUGUAAUAAGGAGAUAACGCGACCCCUGCAGGUUUAUUUCUAUAUUUCUAAUGGAAGGAGAAAGAGAAGCCCUAUGCAGAGUUUUCGAUAUCUGCCCAUCAUAUUUAAAGAGGAACCUGUCCCAGAGUCUGGCUUGCAAACAUAUCCUUCUGUCUCUCUUCCUCCUCCAUGCCAUAUUCCUUUAGAGGUGGGACAGAUGGAACUAGGCACUUCCUAUGUACCACCUUUACAAACUAACUUGUGUGACACUCCCAUGGAAGUGUCACCAUAUUACGCCACUCAACACCAAGAACGAGGAUACCCAGGUGGCCAUGAUUGCACUGUGGGCAGUAAUUCCUUCUUGGGGUGCUACUUUAAUCCUCCAGUACCUCCUGAGUUUAAAUGCCCUCCAUCUUAUUCUGAAAAUGGAAGUGAUGUCUCACUUUCUUUGCCCUUUUUAUCUAACACCAAUUCUCAACUUCCUCCCAGCCCAGUUCCCUGGUCCCCACAGCCAUGCUCAUCCCAAUCUACAAGUCCCUCACCUUUUAGUGGUCCUUUACUGCCCCAUUUAACAUCACCCAACAAGAUGGAGGAAAUAACAACAGGAUCUCAUCAACAUUAUCUAUCUUCUCCGAUGCUGUCCAGUUUAGAAUUUGAUCCUAGUACUAACCAUUUUCAGCCAGGUUAUCAACUUUUCCCAGCCUGUGCCCCUCCAUCAUACACUACAUUAAAUAAUGGAGACAGAUCAGAUCCAACACAACAUGAACACACAUCCUCAUCAGAUGUCAUCAGGUCAGAGUGUUCUUCCAACCAACAGUUUUCAACUAACUCUUUAAUAAACCAUGAAGCCCAUCCCAUGAACUCAAAAGCUGAAGAAGAAAUUAAAGCAGUUGGUCAUUCAAGAUUCCCUACAGCUAAUUCCACAUUACCUGUUUCUAAAGAAGAUGGAGUUUCCCAAACAUUUCCUACUUACCAAAGCCUUUCUUCUUGUAGUUCCGCUGCACUAACAUCUUUCUGUAAUUCCACACACCCUUCUGCCUUCUCCACACCCCCAUCUCCAGUCUCAAGUGUCACUAGUCAUAACUUAGAGCGGCCCUCAGAUGUCACCCAUGGUCUGUCACAAAACCAAAAUGAAGAGUCCUGUUACCAAUCCCCUGGUGGGGAAUACUGCAAGACUGCAGACAGUGAGAGAAGAGAUACAGUUAAAGAUGAUGGUCAACAGUUUGCAAGCCCAUUUCACCCUAUUCCAAUCCAGGGGAUCACACUAGAAGAAGUAAGUGAAUUUAUAGGUCAAGACCUGAGCAGAUUUCCCAACCCACAACCGAAAGAUUAAAUCUUGGUACAAGAACAAUUUAAAUAUUCCUGGUUGGCUCCAUGAAUGGACUGAUACAUGAACCACAUAUCAACAAUUGGCAGAUGUUUCCAGAACUUGCAGAUCUAGGUUUUCAUGUACCUCAAAAUGUUCAAAACAGUGCUCCUAACAAAGAGAGAAGAUUUAUGUGUGCAAACAGGUGGUUUAUGUAAACAUCACAACAUUCACAAAGCAGCAACCAAGGCAUGAAAUGUAUCUGCAGACAAAGAUCUCUCUGUCAUAUAGCCAUAUAGUGCCUACAAAGAUAUCACUCUCCAAUGCUUUUUAUACUUGUGUCUGGCUUUAAUGAUUCCAGGCAUUAAGCAACAUAUACUGAACAUGGCACAAUUCAUACUGUCAGAAGAAUAAGAUUCGGGAAAUUGGGUAACAAUAUUUUCAGAAUGCUUCUUUUAGAAAAACAAGUUCCUCUGUUUGAAAGUUAGGCUCUGCAAGUAUUUGGGACAUCAGCCACAUUCCAAGUACAUUAAGCUGGAGUUUACAGUGCAGUCCUGCUUUGUAUGAACCCUGUAGGGUCCUGUAUUUUUACAUUAGGUUUGGCCUAAAGGUAGAUCCCCACCUGAUGCUGCCAAAGGAUCAUGGGAGAUGUUGUGUUACAAUAUGCCCAUCUCUCCCUCACCCCUUUGUGGUGGAAGGCCUCAGGUACACCCUGUUACUGUCACUCACAGCAGUUUGUCACCAGUGUGCUAUUGUAUCCAGUGGAGCACUAAAUUAUGGAAUAUUGCAGACGUAACACUUCCCCCAUGAGAAGGGAUUUAUGUAUAUUUAUAUGUGUAUUUGUAUUAUUUUUAUAUAUGCGUACAAUUGUAUGUUUGUAUUUUGCAAUCAAACAAUCAAUUAAAAUAUUUUAAAA